Dentiscutata heterogama is the source of this 489-nucleotide messenger RNA. NCBI's taxonomy places the organism in Eukaryota, Fungi, Glomeromycota, Glomeromycetes, Diversisporales, Gigasporaceae. The record is from the annotation of a GenBank genome assembly.
AUGAAAAAGCUCUUGAUAAUUUUUAUCCUCACAUUUUUGAUUUUCACUGUCGCUGAAGAAUUGAAUUUGAAAAGAAAAGACAAUUCUCUAUUUUCUUUGUCCAGAAAACGAGAUUUUACAUGCUCUCCAUCAGAAACGAAAUGUGGCAACGAUAACUGUUGUUCUUCUUCACAAAAAUGUAUUGAAGGCUUCUUAUGUUGCGAUAAUAAAUUUGUCUGUGGUGAUGACUGUUGUUCUUCUUCACAAACAUGUGUUGGAGGCGCAAUAUGUUGCGAUAAAAACCUUGUCUGUGGUGAUGACUGUUGUUCUUCUUUACAAACAUGUGUUCAAGGCAUAUUACAGAUAUGUUGCGAUAAAAACUUUGUCUGUGGUGAUGACUGUUGUAGUCCAUCACAACAAUGCAAAAAUGACAAUUCUCUACUUUCUUUGUUCAAAAGACAAGAAAAUGAUCCUCCUCCUACAUGCGAUCUACCAGAACCAAGUUGUUAA